UGUCAAAGUCACAUCAAUGAAUGAAAUCAUUACCGGUGUAGUAAAUCCGGUAAGAAAAAACGUACCUAAUUUGCAAAGUUUGUAAUAAUUUUUCUUGCGUUCCAAUUUACAUGUAGAUAAAAUUGAAUUAGUAUAAAAAUGACGACAAUAAAAGUAAGCAACGAACAAGAAAUUAUAAAUAAAUUGUCAUCAUACAUAGAAAAGAUAUCUGGUGAUGCUAUUCUCAAUAGAGGAAAGUUUUUUGUUGGCCUCUCGGGAGGCUCUGUUGUCAAAUAUCUCUGCGAGAGUCUACCCCGGAUAGACACGGAAUGGUCAAAAUGGGUGUUAGCAUUUUGCGAUGAACGAGUAGUGCCCGAAGACAGUGAGGAUUCUACAUUUGGGACUUACAAAAGGCAGCUCCUACCAAAAACUGAUUUGAAUGAAAGUCAGUUUAUUGUUAUAAAGCCAGGUGUUACAGUCGACGAAGCAGCUAAAGAUUAUUCGGAAAAGUUGAAAGCGGCUUUCGGUAGCGACAAUAUCAAGUUUGACCUGCUCCUCCUGGGCAUGGGACCGGAUGGCCACACUUGUUCCCUGUUCCCGGGACACCGUCUCCUCGAAGAGAAAACACUACGAGUGGCUCCCAUCACGGACUCACCGAAGCCACCUCCCGAACGAGUGACUCUGACAUACCCGGUUAUAAAUAACGCAAGGAACUGUUUGUUCGCUAUCAGCGGAGCGGGGAAAGCUGAAAUGGUCAAGCGCAUUAUUAAAGACAAGGAGGACCUACCCGCCGGCAGGGUGAAGCCUACAUCAGGUUCUCUCUAUUGGAUAGUGGACGACGCGGCCGCAACUUACUUAUAACAUCCGCGACUUAUGUUCUCAUUGCGACGAGCUGUGAGACACAUCUCAUACAUAAUUUAAUAAAAAAUCUCAUAAUUAAAGAUCGGAAUAGGUAGAUUGAAUUGGGGUCAAUGAACUGAAACGUAUAUACUGCCGUGGUAUAACUAAAAUGCCGUUAUCUGACAUCAGGAUUUACACCUUUUUACCAGUAAAAUAAGAAAAAGAAAUCUCUUUCGAUCUGUAUAUACGACUUUUUGGUACCUUUAAGUCGAAAAUAGACGUUCUCAUUGAUGAAUGGCAUCAGUUUAAAUUUUUACCGCAGUUUUUGACGUUUUACUUAAAACAAGGAUUUGGCAGAUAACGGCAUUUUAGUUAUACCAGGGCAGUAUAUUAAUAUGGACAUGCCUCCGUCCGGGAUUGCGGGAUUUGUAAAUUAUUAGGAUUUUUUCCGGAAUUUUUACAAGUGGGAUGAAGAAUAUAUUAGUGGUAGCUGUUUUCCCCCGACUUCGUUCACGUAAAUUGUAGUCCUAUGUUACCCGCGGACAAUGUAGUUUACUGUAAGUGUAAGUACUGAAAUGGAAUCGCGGAAAGAGGCUUAUCCAUGUUAUACUUUCUAUGGUAAUUCAUGAUGCAAGUACAUAAAAUCAAUCUACCUAUUCCGAUCUCUGUUCAUAACGCAUUCUCGUUAAAGGCUCGAGCACACUAAAAAGGAACAGGUUUUAGAAACAUCGCAAUUGUAUCAUCUCAUCUCAAUUCUAUCAUUAAGCCUAACAGCUGAACGUGACCUAAAGGUCUUUUUAGGGUUGCUAGACAGUCCUGCUACUAAUUUGACCUGAUAUUUGGGUAAAAGGAGUUUUGGGACCAAAAACGAUAUAUUAAUCAUUCCAUGUGGUGCUUUUUUUUAUUAACAUUGUUAAUAAUGUUUUAUUGUUCAUUAAUAAAUUUAUUUUAUAAAUUGUU
This is a messenger RNA of Amyelois transitella, 1779 nucleotides long. RefSeq names its product 6-phosphogluconolactonase (gene 6pgl). The transcript has 4 exons. Gene Ontology annotation, biological process: pentose-phosphate shunt; carbohydrate metabolic process. Gene Ontology annotation, molecular function: 6-phosphogluconolactonase activity. The record is from RefSeq and is a predicted model, not a curated record. The coding region runs from base 139 to 840 and encodes 233 amino acids. Lineage: Eukaryota; Metazoa; Arthropoda; Insecta; Lepidoptera; Pyralidae.